This is a messenger RNA of Symbiodinium necroappetens, 371 nucleotides long. The record is from the annotation of a GenBank genome assembly. Lineage: Eukaryota; Dinophyceae; Suessiales; Symbiodiniaceae.
GAUGCGAAGGAGGUGAUCUUCUGGCAGAACCAUGUUGCUUUGAAGCCGGAUGUCUCCAUGUGCCUGUGGCGAUACCUUAAGCAGAGGGUCUCGGAUGCUGGCGACUUUCCCUUCAACCUGGUCUUCAAAAAUGCGACCAGGAUGGCUACCUAUGCUGGGCUCAGCAGUCGCUUUGCAGCAGCGGUGCUUUUCCCUCACGAUGUGGGCAUGAUCUCCUUCGACGAUCUCUACGCAGUGGCACUCCCCAUCUUCAUGCCAGAGCCAGAGCUCAUAGCAACCAUCGCUUAUGCACAGCUGGCGAGCACCAGGAACUAUCCCUGGUAUCUCCUGCGCGAGCAGCACGCGCAGCUUCACUAUGCACCUGGGUGUAG